AUGUCGUUUGGGGGUUCUCAUCGCUCGGCGGGGUCCCUGUCCGCUAACCAGGCGCCUCCUUCGCCGUUUGCCAACAAGCUAAGGUUGGCGAAUCCCUCUGGUACACUUCUCCCACCCAUCCCCCCACCUGCGCCGCUUGGCUUACCUGAUAUGGAUACUAUCUCGCUCGAGAGUAACCGUUCAAAACCCCAGCCUAUUCCACCUCGUCGCUCGACGUCACCGUUACGUGGGACCUCGGCCUUUGACAGGAGUAUGGACCCAGAGAUUGAGGAUGAGGAGGAAACACCAUGGGGAGAGCGCCCAGCCAUCGCGUCGAGUCCAAUGUCUUCGUCUCCAGGCAUGAACCGCUUUGCGAGCUCGUUUGCCACGCGCGUCAACGCGCUGUUUGCCGACUCGCACCAGAACAAACCGCGAAUGAGCGAUGCUGAGAUUGAAGCCGAGGCAGAGCGGUCACGCGAAGCUUCGAGGCGAGAAGCCGAGAGAAUUUUAACGGAAGAGGCCGAGGCGAGGCGAAAGGUGGAAGAAGCAACACUUGCUCAACGGGCCAAGGAGCGGGAACAGCAGCAACGCAUAAUGGAACGGGCACAAUUGGGAAGACCUGUUACGCCUACCCGAGGGAUGAGUCUCUCGCCGGUGGCGUCGCCAAAGCGCGAAGGGACUAAAGAGGGAGAGAGUAGUUGGUGGGAAAUGGCUAAAUCCAAGUUGACGCCGACCAAGGAAAAGGACUUGACACCCUCCCAGCAGAUCGUGGCCGAGGCAAGGAAGCAGGAAAAGGAACGGGAAAAGGACAAGGGAAAGAAGAGUAUUGAUUGGCCUGCUACACCUGGAAUUCGUUCGACCGACCCCACUUUGCUUGCCAUGGCCGCUGCUUCUCGCUUGGCAGCUUCCCCGAUCAACGACAAUCAGUUCAUGUCUGGCACUUUGUCCUCUUCACCCGAACGACAACAGACCUACUCGCCCAAACCUAUCAUGCCUCACGAACAACUUGCUCGCGAAAUCGAGGCUCAAGGCGGAGGCCGUAUUAAUGGAGACUUUUUUGGAACCCGAUUGAGUACCGAUGGCGCUUAUAUGAGUACCCCUAGCAAGAGUUCCCUCCCCUUUGUCAGCCGUGCCACUCCCAGUCCUGCUCCUAGUCCACUUCAGCCCGCUCGCGCCCAGACAAGCCCUGAGCAAUUGGUCUAUCAAGUGCUGAAAGACAAGAAGUUUAGUCCUGUAGAAGAUAAAGACAAGGUCGCAGAGAGGGAAAAGGAAAAAGACCGGCGGACUGCCACAACUAUUACCACCACUACGACUAAUGAUGACGCUCCUCCGCUGUAUGCUCAGUUCACACCAGCAGGCGCGCUGGAUGUCGCUUUAACAUUGCUCACUGUCGCUCGCCGCUUUGAGAAACUCGAAAAAUGGACAGUGGGUCAUGUGCGUGCUCUUGAGGAGCGUAUGAAAGAUGUAGAGCGGUACUUGGUAGAUAAAGAAGCCAAGUCCGAUGCAGUAGGAAAGGAAAUUGCUGCUCUCAAAACGGGAAUUCAGGAUAUUAGGCGUAAUAUGGAAACUUUGCGCGAGUCUAUUCCUCCCCCAGCUCCACCGCCGCCACCACCUCAAGCUCAACCCCAGCCCCAACCCCAACCCUUCUUGAUCAACCCUCCCGCCACACCUGCCCGACGGGCCCAGCCAUCCGAUGCGGACUCGGCUCGUAUGCGGGCAAUGUCUUCCACAAGUGCAAGCUCUUAUGCAACCGCUCUGAGUGCGCUCAACGGAGAAUUGUCCAAUGCUGCCGCAGUUCGUACGUCUGUUAUUUCCCUUGGUUCUGUCGAAGAGGACGGUAUUGACGUGCGCCCGAGCGUUGCUGAAGUGGUUACUCCAAUGGCCGUUCGACAGCCAUUGCCUCCAGCGCCAUCUACGUCGGCGAGCACGUCUUCUUUUGGUUCGCCGUUGUCCGAGUCUGCUGGUCGAGCGUCGUUGACUUCCCCUCGUGCGUCCGGUUCGAGCUCUAGAGAUUUCAAGUCUGUGGUUCCCUCUGCCGCCAAGGACUUUACACCACCACCUCCUUUGGAUCGCGUUUCUUCAGCCAACGGAGGUCAGCCUCAGAGUCCACCUGGAGGACCGCGUUCUCGACUUCCUUAUCCUACUGGAGAUUAUACUGCCAACGGACAAUCUGUGUCACCUCUUUCAGCUACGGCGGCUCAGUUCCCUAUGCCCCCUGGCGCAUCCAACAGCACAUUAACACUUUCAGCAACUGCUCCGCUGUCAAUUGACAAAGAGAAACAAAAAGAAAGGGAUGAAACACCUCUUGGUCAGUCAUCACGUGGACAACGCGCCGAAUCUGUAUCCCCUACACCUCGCAAACGGUACACUGUCGCCCUCUCCGGUGGAGACGACAACCAACGACCUGCUUCUUUACCUACACAAACAGCCGUGUUUACCACCGCUCCACAUUCAGUGUCUUCUCCCUCCUCUUCUUCAGGUCGAAGUCGCUCCCAGUCUACGUACAGCACCGCGCCUCAACCACCACCUUCCCCAUCACCCGCUUCGGGCUCCAACAGGCUACGAAGAGCAGUCAGCUCGAGUACUGACGGUGGGUUGGCGUCUGUCUAUGCUCAAACGGAAGAUUGGGAAGACGUGCGAGGGAAGGUCCUUACACCUCGUUUGGGAGAACCUAAGUUCGUAGAUCCGUUAGUGAUUAGACGAAAGGGUGCCGCUGGGAAGGAUGCGGGUAGUAAACCUUUGCCAGGUGCUGGACGUGGUAAGGUUCCGAUUUCACAGUUGGUUAAGUUUUUCGAUGGAGACAAGUAG
This is a messenger RNA of Rhizoctonia solani, 2787 nucleotides long. RefSeq lists its product as uncharacterized. The transcript has 3 exons. Bases 1 to 2787 code for a protein of 928 amino acids. Lineage: Eukaryota; Fungi; Basidiomycota; Agaricomycetes; Cantharellales; Ceratobasidiaceae. The record is from RefSeq and is a predicted model, not a curated record.